UAACAGCAGGACAACAGCACAAAGGAAACUUGUAGAAGAAAAUCUUGGAAGCAUCCUUCUAGACUUUUUAACGGAAUUCAGACAGACAAGCAUUACUACUAAUAUUAUAUCAAUGAGUCAUUAGACUGCAAAUGUUUGGGAGUGGGCGUCACUCUCGCGAGAUUUUUUUACACCACUGGGCGAACACAAGGACUGGCGGCAGCGACUGCAACUGGAGGGAAGGUCGCGAUUCCUCAGAAAGUUUUGUCUUCGUGAAAUCCUCCUCAGCAUCCUGUCUGCAGCUUUUCUGUUGUUGGAAUAGCUUGCAAAGUACUGCAUUUUAAGGGAACCAAAGGGACUGUAUGGUACUGCUAGCAGUGCUGUUAAUCCGAAUAGUGGAGAGAAACAUCCACAGAAUUAAGAUUUCUGGGAUUUAACAAGGUGGAAAAAUACAAAGGGAAGUUCAAAAGCAUCAGGGCAGGUGUGGAUUAAAAAGUGAAGGAGCUCUCGGCAGUAUGCGGCUGAGACUUCUUCCUUCGUUCGCUCUGGGAUUUACAUUUCUGGUACAGUUCAGUCGAAGUGCUGAACGAGAAGCUGCAGCUGGCAGGUAUCCUGGUGUUGAAGACAAAGUGAAUCGGACCAAACGGCGAGGAAAUAGUCCGGAUGCAUUAAGAGGGCCUAAUGUAUGUGGAUCCACGUAUAAUGCAUAUUGUUGUCCGGGGUGGAAAACAUUACCUGGUGGAAAUCAGUGCAUUGUCCCAAUUUGCAGAAAUUCUUGUGGAGAUGGGUUUUGUUCACGACCAAAUAUGUGUACAUGCCAGAAUGGCCAGGUAGCACCAUCCUGUGCUUCCAGCCAACAAUGCAACAUAAGAUGCAUGAAUGGAGGUUCAUGUGCAGAUAAUCAUUGCACCUGUCUAAAAGGAUAUACAGGAAACCACUGUGGUCAACCUGUUUGUGAACGUGGUUGUCUAAAUGGAGGAAGAUGUGUUGCUCCAAAUCAGUGUGCUUGUACGUAUGGAUUCACUGGACCACAGUGUGAAAGAGAUUAUAGGACUGGGCCAUGUUUUACAUCAGUAAGCAAACAGAUGUGCCAAGGGCAACUGAGUGGAAUAGUCUGCACAAAGACCCUUUGCUGUGCAACAGUUGGAAGAGCAUGGGGACACCCUUGUGAAAUGUGUCCUGCACAGCCACAUCCAUGCCGUCGAGGCUUCAUUCCAAAUAUUCGAUCAGGAGCUUGUCAAGAUGUGGAUGAAUGCCAAGCUAUCCCAGGGAUCUGUCAAGGAGGGAAUUGUGUUAACACAGUAGGGUCCUUCGAGUGCAAAUGCCCAGCUGGACACAAAUUUCAUGAAAUCACACAGAAAUGUGAAGAUAUUGAUGAAUGCAGUACAAUUCCUGGCUUAUGUGAUGAAGGAGAGUGUACAAACACUGUGGGAAGCUAUACUUGCAAGUGCUCUCUUGGUUAUUACACUACAGCAGAUCGCUCAAGAUGUAUAGAUGCAAGGAGCGGCUAUUGCUUUACCAGUUUAAUUAAUAAUCGUUGCACAAAUCAACUACCACAAGCAUUAACCAAGAUGCAGUGCUGUUGUGAAAAUGGACGGUGUUGGUCAGCUGGAACCGUUUCAGAAAUGUGUCCAUUAAGAGGAACUGAGGGAUAUCGUAAGUUGUGUAUAAUGCCAGGAUUUUCACCAAUUGAUUACCCUGUUCCACUGCCUGGCCCUGUUCCAGAAUACCCUGUAGUGCCACCUCCUUUUCCCCCACAUCCUCGUCCUCCUGUAUUGCCAAAUGGACCUGGAGCUGCUGCUACUACUACCCAGCCAGGUGUGGUACUUCCACGUGUAGAGACUGACUAUUGCAAUAUUUAUCGGCAUCUCUGUGUUAAUGGGCGCUGUAUUCCUACUAUACAGAGCUAUAGAUGUGAAUGUAAUAAAGGAUUCAAACUUGACAGCAGAGGAGAAUGUAUUGAUGAAGAUGAUUGUGAAAGUAACCCCUGUGUCAAUGGAGAUUGUGUAAAUACUCAAGGAUCUUACAUCUGCCAGUGUCAUACAGGUUUUCAAACUUCACCUUCUAGAACAGAAUGCCAUGAUAUCGAUGAAUGUGUUCAGAAUGGACGAAUAUGCAAUAAUGGUCGCUGUAUUAACAUACCUGGAAGUUUCAACUGUGUUUGCAAUGCUGGAUUCCAAGUGACAAUUGACCAAAGAAAUUGUGAAGAUCAAGAUGAAUGUAGUGUACCAAACACGUGCUUGAAUGGACUGUGCAUCAAUGAACCUGGUAGCUUUAAAUGUAUCUGCAGGCCAGGUUUCCAGUUAGCACCAACUGGUCGUUAUUGCACAGAUAUUGAUGAGUGUGAGAUACCAGGCAUUUGUAUGAAUGGACGUUGUAUUAAUACUGAAGGUUCUUUUCACUGUGAAUGCCAACCAGGGUUAGCUGUUGGACGUGAUGGACGGGUCUGUACUGAUACUCAUAUGAGAAGUACAUGCUAUGCUGUUUAUAGAGGAGGAAGAUGUGAAAAACCUUUACAGGGAGCCAUUACUAAAUCAGACUGUUGCUGUGCAAGCAGUGACUAUGCCUUUGGAGAACCUUGCUUACCAUGUCCUCGAGUAAAUUCAGUGGAGUUUCAAGCUCUUUGCAGCACGAUUGGUCUCAAAGUACAUGGAGAAGAUAUUGAUGAAUGCUACCUUAAUCCAGACAUAUGUGUUCAUGGAAAAUGUGUGAAUCUACACGGCUCCUACACGUGCCAGUGCAAUCCUGGAUUUGAACCAGAUUUAGAACGAAAAUAUUGCAUUGAUAUAGAUGAAUGCCUGUUAUCCUGGAGGUACUGUGACAAUGGACAAUGCAGAAAUUCACCAGGAAAUUAUACCUGCACAUGUCAAAAAGGAUAUAACUUCAAUCCAAACUCUGGAGCUUGCGAAGAUAUUGAUGAAUGCCAGACAAACCCAUGUGUAAAUGGUGAAUGCAGGAAUAAUGUUGGAUCCUUCGUUUGUGAAUGCCUUCCUGAAAGUUCUUUGGAUGAAUCAAAAACUGUCUGCAGAGAAGUAAUGAGGAGUACCUGCUGGUUGAAGAUUUCUGAUGGAAGGUGUGAAGUAAAUAUUAAUGGAGCUACACUGAAAUCACAGUGCUGUGCAACUCUAGGUGUAGCCUGGGGAAGUCCGUGUAUUCCAUGUGAAACAGAUUCCAUCUGUUCCAGAGGAUAUGUAAGAGUCACAGGGACUGAGUGCAGAGAUGUUAACGAAUGUGAGGUAUUUCCUGGAAUAUGCACAAAUGGGCAGUGUGUGAAUACUCCUGGGUCAUUUGUUUGUCAGUGCCCCAGCAAAAUGAGCCUAGAUGCUUCUGGACGAACAUGCAUUGAUAUUCGCUUGGAGUCCUGUUAUCUGGCAUUCGACCAUGAAGAGUGCUCUACACCCAUAUUAGGAAGGCACCGCAUUGAUGCAUGCUGCUGCUCAGUUGGUGCUGCUUGGGGACCAGACUGUGAUCCAUGUCCUGAUAAAGGAACACCAGAGUAUGAAGCACUUUGUCCCAGAGGACCAGGUUUUGCAAGUCGUGGUGAGAUAAUUAAUGGGAAGCCCUUUUUCAAAGAUAUCAAUGAGUGUAAAAUGAUUCCCUCGCUGUGCACUCAUGGGAAGUGCAAGAACACCAUAGGGAGUUUCCACUGCAGGUGUAACAAUGGAUUUGCACUAGAUUCUGAAGAACACAACUGCACAGAUAUUGAUGAAUGUCGGAUAUCGCCUGAUAUUUGUGGACAUGGAACAUGCGUUAAUACUCCUGGAGACUUUGAAUGUGACUGCACAGAAGGUUAUGAAAGUGGGUUUAUGAUGAUGAAGAAUUGUAUGGAUAUCAAUGAGUGUGAACGGGAUGUUCUUCUUUGUCGUGGAGGCACAUGUAUUAACACUGAAGGAAGUUACCGCUGCAGUUGCCCUAAAGGUCAUCAAGUUUCUCCUGAUGGGAGAUCAUGCUUAGAUAUUGACGAAUGCUUGCUAAGUGACAGCCUUUGCAGACAUGGCCGCUGUGUUAAUGUAAUUGGAAGUUACCACUGUGCUUGUAAUAUGGGAUACCAGGCCACUUCUGACAGAUUAUCAUGCAUUGAUGUUGAUGAGUGCAAAAUUGGAAAUGGAGGAUGUGAUUCUUUCUGCACAAAUUCUGAAGGGAGUUACGAAUGCAGUUGCAGGCAUGGCUUUGCAUUAAUGCCAGAUAAAAGGACCUGCACAGACAUCGAUGAAUGUGAAACACAGCAUGAUAUUUGCCUGGGAGGGCAGUGUACCAAUGUACCUGGAGAAUACAGAUGUCUUUGCUUUGAUGGAUUUAUGGCAUCAGAGGAUAUGAAAACCUGUAUAGAUGUCGAUGAAUGUGAACUUAAUCCAAACAUUUGUUUAAGUGGGAGCUGUGAAAAUACCAGAGGUUCAUUCAUUUGUCACUGUGACCUGGGAUAUUCUGUCAAAAAAGGAACAACUGGCUGCACAGAUAUUAAUGAGUGUGAAAUUUCUGCACAUAACUGUGACAAAAAUGCAAUAUGCACAAAUACAGCUGGGAGCUUUAAAUGCAGCUGUAGCCCAGGCUGGAAUGGAAAUGGCAUCAAGUGUCUAGAUGUGAAUGAAUGUACUAAUGGAACACACCGUUGCAAUGGUCAUGCCGAAUGCAGGAAUACUUUGGGCUCCUACAGGUGCAUAUGUAAAGAAGGUUUCAGUGGAGACGGCUUUUUCUGUACAGACAUUGAUGAGUGUACUGAAAGUCCUGACACUUGUGAAAAUGGGCAUUGCUUGAAUACCCCUGGUGGUUUUCGUUGUGACUGUGAGAUGGGAUUUACACCUACACCUGAUGGGAAAGCAUGUGAAGAUAUAGACGAAUGCUCCUUUCAUGACAUCUGUGUUAAUGGAAUUUGCAAGAAUCUUCCUGGUUUAUUCCAGUGUGAAUGUAACACUGGAUAUGAAUUGGACAGAAGUGGUGGGAAUUGUACAGAUAUUGAUGAGUGUGCAAGUCCUACAAUCUGCAUCAGUGGAACAUGUGUUAACACCCCUGGCAGUUAUGUCUGUAACUGUCCUCCUGAUUUUGAGUUGAAUCCCACUCAUGUAGGCUGUAUAGAUACGCGCUCUGGUAACUGUUAUGUGGAGAUACGCCAAAGAGGAGAUAGUUUAGUCUGCAGUAAUGAAAUUGGAAUUGGGGUUUCUAAGGCAUCCUGCUGUUGUGCUGUGGGUAGAGCUUGGGGUAAUCCUUGUGAAGAAUGCCCAUCUGUCAACUCAACUGAUUACAAGCUUCUUUGCCCUGGAGGAGAAGGUUUCCGACCAAACCCUAUUACUGUUAUCCUGGAGGACAUUGAUGAAUGUGUUGAACUGCCAGGAUCAUGUCAAGGAGGGAAGUGUAUCAACACAUUUGGAAGUUUCCAGUGUCAGUGUCCUACUGGUUACUAUCUGAAUGAAGAAACAAGACUGUGUGAAGAUGUAAAUGAAUGUGAAACUCCUGGAAUCUGUGGACCUGGAACUUGUUACAAUACUGUUGGAAAUUACACCUGUAUUUGUCCACCUGACUUCAUGCAAAUCAAUGGUGGAAAUAACUGUAUGGAUAUGCGAAAAGGAUACUGUUACAGACAUUACAAUGCUCAAAGUCAGACUUGUGAUAAUGAACUGCCAAUUAAUACAACAAAGAAAAUGUGCUGUUGUGCUUAUGAUAUUGGGCGAGCAUGGAAUAAACCUUGUGAACCAUGUCCUACUCCUGGCACUGAUGCAUUUGCAGAGCUUUGUGGAAGUAGAAUUCCUGGCUUUGUUAUUGACAUUUACACUGGGCGCCCAGUUGAUAUUGAUGAAUGCAGAGAAAUUUCUGGAAUCUGUGAGAACGGACUUUGUGUAAAUAUGAUUGGCAGCUUCAGAUGUGAAUGCAGAAUGGGAUUUGUGUACAAUGACAGGACGCUAAGAUGUGAUGAUAUUAAUGAAUGUCAGAAUGGGGCAAUAUGCCAAGCAAAUGCAAUAUGCAUUAACUUAGAAGGCAGAUACCGUUGUGACUGCAAACCAGGAUUCAAAUUAACAUCAACAGGACACUGUGUUGAUCGCAACGAAUGUCAAGAAAUCCCAAAUGUCUGUAGCCAUGGGCGAUGUAUUGAUUUAGAUGGAGGUUAUCGCUGUGUCUGCCAUAAUGGAUUUAAGGCAACACCAGAUGAAACUAUGUGCAUAGACAUUGAUGAAUGUGAAAGAAAUCCAUGUGGAAAUGGAACUUGUAAGAACAAUGUUGGGUCCUACAACUGCCUUUGCUAUCGUGGCUUCAUUCUCUCCCACAAUAAUGACUGCAUAGAUGUUGAUGAGUGUGCAACAAGCAAUGGAGCACUCUGUAGAAAUGGUUUGUGUAUAAACACAGCUGGGUCAUUCAACUGCAUUUGUAAUGAAGGAUAUGAAGUUUCUUUAGAUGGAAGAACUUGUACAGAUAUUAACGAAUGCAUUGUGCAAGCUGGUGUUUGUGCACCAGGAACUUGUCAGAAUUUGGAAGGAACAUUCCGAUGCAUCUGCCCUCCAGGAUUUCUUUUGAAAGAUGACAAAUGUGAAGAUAUUGAUGAGUGUACUACUGAUCCAGAGCUGUGUGUCCUUGGAAAAUGCAAGAACACUCUAGGCAGCUUUAAAUGUGAAUGCCCAGAAGGAUUCCGUCUCUCAUCAUCAGGAAGAAGAUGUAUUGAUGUGAGAGUAAGCUAUUGCUUUACAAGCAUUGAAGAAGGACCUUGCUCAGCUCCAAAAGCGAGAAACUUUACUAAAGAAGAAUGUUGCUGUGGACCUUUACCAGGAGUAGGAUGGGGUGUUCCAUGUGAGAUUUGCCCCAGAAAGGAUGAGGAAUCCUACAACGUAACCUGCAGACAGAUUAGUCCCAGUCACCGUCCUGGUCCUGGUCCUAUUGAUGAAGGAACUAUUGACAUGGAUGAGUGUAAGGAUCCAGAUGUCUGCAAAAAUGGCAAGUGCAUUAAUACUGAUGGUUCCUACCGCUGCGAGUGUCCUUUUGGAUUUGUCCUUUCUGGAUUUGAAUGUCUGGAUACUGAUGAAUGCUCUGUUGGUAAUCCUUGUGGCAAUGGUACCUGCCUGAACGUAGUUGGUGGAUUUGACUGCAUUUGUGAUGAAGGUUUUGAACCUGGACCUAUGAUGGCUUGUGAAGAUAUAAAUGAGUGUGCACAAAACCCAUUGCUUUGUGCAUUCCGUUGUGUCAACACUUUUGGGUCAUACGAAUGUAAGUGUCCUGCUGGAUAUGUUCUUCGAGAGGACAAAAGAAUGUGCCGAGAUCAAGAUGAAUGUGAAGAAGGAAUCCAUGACUGUGAAUCUAAAGGAAUGACCUGCAAGAACCUUAUUGGAACAUUCAUGUGUAUCUGUCCUCUUGGAUAUCAGCGCAGUGCAGAUGGUGAAAGCUGUGUAGAUGUCAAUGAAUGUCGAACCAAGCCUGGUAUCUGUGCAAAUGGCCGUUGCAUCAAUACAGUCGGCAGUUUCAGGUGUGAAUGCAAUACAGGCUUUACUGUCAGUUCUUCACAGACCGAAUGCCUUGAUAACCGACAAGAUGUUUGUUUCAUGGAAGUACUACAAACCAUGUGUCAGAUGACAUCAAGCAACAGGAACCGCGUCACCAAAUCUGAGUGCUGUUGUGAUGGGGGUCGAGGCUGGGGUGCUAGUUGUGAAAUUUGUCCAUUUAUGGGUACACCUGAAUUUAAAAAGUUGUGCCCACAUGGCCCUGGAUACACUACUGAUGGAAAAGACAUUGAUGAAUGCAAAGUUAUUGAAGGAGUCUGCAAAAAUGGACUUUGCAUCAAUACCAUAGCAUCUUAUCGCUGCCAAUGUAAACCUGGAUACACAACUGAUAUAACAAACACAGACUGUGUAGAUCUUGAUGAAUGUAACCAAGCUCCAAAGCCUUGCAAUUUUAUAUGCAAAAACACUGAGGGAAGUUAUCUGUGUGCAUGUCCAAGAGGUUAUAUAUUACAAGAGGAUGGAAGAAGCUGUAAAGAUCUUGAUGAAUGUGCAACAAAGCAGCACAACUGUCAGUUCAUCUGCGUGAACACUAUAGGAGGUUUCACUUGCAAGUGUCCACCUGGAUUCACUCAACAUCAUACAUCUUGCAUUGAUAACAAUGAAUGCAUUGGUGAUCCCAACCUUUGUGGAUCGAAAGGAGUAUGUCAAAAUACACCAGGAAGCUUCAGUUGUGAAUGUCAACAUGGGUUCUUCCUUGACAAAACUGGAAUAAACUGUGAAGAUGUAGAUGAAUGUGAUGGAAAUCACCGCUGCCAGCAUGGUUGUCAGAAUUUGGUUGGUGGGUACAGAUGCAGCUGCCCUCAAGGCUACCUGCAGCAUUACCAGUGGAACCAGUGUAUUGAUGAAAAUGAAUGCCUUAAUACUCAUAUCUGUGGAGGAGCAUCUUGUCAUAAUACACUUGGAAGCUACCGAUGUAGCUGCCCAACAGGGUUUAACUAUGAGCAAUUUUCUGGUGCUUGUACUGAUGUUAAUGAGUGCACCUCAUCUCAAAACCCAUGUACCCACGGCUGUUCCAACACUGAUGGUGGUUAUCUGUGUGGCUGCCCACCUGGCUAUUACAGAGCAGGUCAAGGACACUGUGUUUCUGGAAUGGGAUUAGGAAAUGGACAUUUACAAGUUCCAGAAGAAGUAAAUGAUGAUAAUGUCCUUUCACCAGAAGCCUGUUAUGAAUGCAAAAUUAAUGGUUACCCAAAACGAGGAAGGAACCGUAGAAGUGCCAAUGAAACAUACAGUGCAGAAUCGGAUGUUAAGGGUAAGAAUGUGGGAGAAUCAAUAGUAAGCCUUGACAGCUUGGAUAUCGGUGAUCCAUUGGAAUUUACAUUAAACAUCGCAGAGCUACACAGUAAAGACCAUAUCCUUGAACUGAUCCCAGCACUAUCUGCUUUAACAAACCACUCCAGAUAUAAAAUUGACUCUGGGAAUGAAGAUGGCAUCUUCAGAAUCAGCCAAAAAGAAGGAAUAAGCUACUUACACUUGUCAAAGAAGAAGCAUGUAGCUGCUGGGAACCAUUUUCUUCAGAUCAGUAGUACACCACUAUAUAAAAAGAAUGAACUUGUUGCGCUAAAAGACAAACAUGAUAAAGACUAUCUCAGUGGUGAACUUGGUGAUAUUUUAAAAAUGAAAAUUCGGAUUGUCCUUCUUUAAUUCAUCAGGGGAAGAGUAAACUACUUAUGCCAAAGAAAGGUGGAACUUUGCCGUUUUCCUUAAUCCUCUUCUGCCUAUCAUCUGUACAACCUUUCAGGAAUGUAGAAUAUGAAAACACGUUCUAUAAAUGUAAUAAAAUGUGCAGUAUGAACAGCAGUUUUAAAAAGCAUUGUUUAAAGUAUCACAGAAAUUCAGCAAAUUGAUAUCUUGCUAAUCAGUCAUAAAUGAUAUGCUGAAUCUUAACGUUUGAGAACAUUUUAAAGCUAUUAAGGCCACUGAUGUUGAGAUUGUUCAUUAUUUCACCAGUGGUGUAUGAAACUGUAUUGCAUUGAUGGAAGCUGCAUUUGUAAACAAUUUAAAAGUUUCUAUUUCAGCUACAACUUACAAAAUAAUAUUGUGUAUUUGGUGCUACAUUAGUAAUGUUUCAACUUCAUUAUGCACUGUUAUAUGUAAAACUUGAUAGUCAAAAUACAGAUAACACCCUUCUCAAGGCUUAUGCCAUUAUUAUGCAGUCAGCCAAAGAUACAUUGGUUGUAUAUUUUCAGUUAUGCCUUUAUUACAUGGAAGUUAAAUGUAUGUACAUACUGUGGCCAUGCUUGACCUUAUUUUGAAAGCAUCUGUAAACUGCUUUUAAAUCUAUAGGUCAGGGUUUUCAAUGGUGCUUAAAGAGACAUACUCCUUUCUUUUUUGUGGCCAUGAUCUUGAUUAUACAGUGUUACGAACAUACUGAAAAUAAGAUGUUGCAUCUCAACUGGGCUGUGCCAGGUGAAGUAAUGAUAGAAGUGGAAGGAAUUUAUGAAUAUGCACUGAAAUUGGCCUGAGAUUACCAGUGUUUCUCCAAAAUCUGAUGAUGAUUACUGUUGUCAUACAUGGUAUGUCAUAUCAACACACAGCAGCAAAAAUGUUGACUUUUAUGUACUGAUGUUUUUACCCCAUGGUGUUUAUGUUGCAGGAAAGAAUGUCAUGUCUACAAUAGUUUUGCUUUUAGUAUUCAGUACUUUAUCUGGUUUACUGUAUGACAUUAUUGAUAAAAUAUGAUAAGAAUCACCAAAGCAUGCCCACACAGAACUGUUGAGACAAAAUGACACACUAUUUUCAAUACACAUUUAUUAUUUUAUUUGCAGUAUUUUUGUAAAAAAAAAUGAGAAUAAAUCACCACAUUUUGAUCCUUACUUUUA
Molecule: messenger RNA, 10279 nt
Organism: Protopterus annectens (West African lungfish)
Lineage: Eukaryota; Metazoa; Chordata; Ceratodontiformes; Protopteridae
Gene: FBN1
Product: fibrillin 1
Exons: 66
Coding region: 495-9101 (2868 amino acids)
Molecular function (GO): calcium ion binding
Source: RefSeq, a predicted model, not a curated record